Anoplophora glabripennis (Asian longhorned beetle) is the source of this 1894-nucleotide messenger RNA. RefSeq names its product cytochrome P450 4g15-like (gene Cyp4g7). NCBI's taxonomy places the organism in Eukaryota, Metazoa, Arthropoda, Insecta, Coleoptera, Cerambycidae. The coding region runs from base 87 to 1763 and encodes 558 amino acids. Gene Ontology annotation, molecular function: monooxygenase activity; heme binding; iron ion binding. The transcript is spliced from 12 exons. The record is from RefSeq and is a predicted model, not a curated record.
UUCAUGUUUACUUAUACUUAUGUAAAUCCAUAUACUUAUAUGACUUCACAAUAUACCUUUUAGUUUGAGUUUUGUGUCCAGUGAAAAUGGUUGAACUUCAAACGGUAUCGGAAGUCGGAGAUGGUUUGCCACUGUCAUUCUCCAGUAUUCUUAUGCUUGUUCUCAUUAGUAUUUGCACUCUAUUAAUAGUAUAUGAGUACUGGUUCCGAAACCUUCGAUAUGUCAAGUUGGGGAACAAAAUGCCGGGACCCAGAACUAUUCCACUUCUUGGAAAUGCUUAUUUAGCUAUAGGGCAGUCUCCCAGUGAAAUUCUGCAAUUAGGAAUGAAGAUGUACAACGAUCUUAACGCCGAAGUAAUACGAUUAUGGUUGGGUCCCAAACUGAUCGUAGGUUUAAUGAAUGCACAGGAUAUAGAGAUUAUCUUAGGCAGCACAGCUCAUCUAGAAAAAUCACAAGAGUAUGACCUCUUUCAGCCUUGGCUGGGAGAAGGGUUGCUGAUCAGUAAAGGCGAAAAAUGGAGGACGCAUAGAAAAAUGAUAGCGCCUACUUUCCACUCAUCGAUAUUAAAAUCAUUCAUGCCAGUUUUCAAUAAAAACGCGAAUACUUUGCUGGAAAGUUUGAAAAAGGAAGAGGGAAAGGAGUUUGAUGUGCAUGAUUAUAUGAGUGGUACUACUGUUGACACUCUAUUAGAAACCGCAAUGGGUGUUAAAAAGUCCGAUGAAGAUAAUACUGGCUUCGAGUACGCUAUGGCAGUCAUGAAAAUGUGUAACAUCCUUCACUUGAGACACUACAAAUUUUGGUUGCGACCUGACUUUAUAUUCAAAUUCACAUCGAUGUGGAGUGAGCAGAAUUAUUUGCUAAAUGUCAUCCAUAGUUUAACGAGACAGGUAAUAAAGCGCAAAAAGGAGAACUACUAUUCAAGAGAAUCGAAGGGGGAGCAAAGCUUAUAUAAGAAAGCACUAAGCACUUCAAGAUACAAUGAGAAAGAAGGUCAGAUAGAUGAAACCUCCUUCACUUACAUUAAAGAUGACUUGGACGAAAACGAAGAAAAUGACAUCGGCGAAAAGAAAAGGUUGGCGUUUUUGGAUUAUAUGAUUGAAGUUAGUCACUCCAAAGGCAAUACCUUGACAGAUGACGAAAUUAAAGAGGAAGUUGACACAAUCAUGUUUGAGGGGCACGAUACAACUGCAGCUGCUUCUAGCUUUGUGCUCUCGAUUCUCGGAGUUCACCAAGACAUUCAAGAGAAAGUCUUCGAGGAACUGAAGGAAAUAUUCCAGGACAAUCUUUCAAGGCCUAUCACUUUCAAUGAUACAGUCCAAAUGAAAUAUUUGGAGCGGGUGAUUUUGGAAACCUUGAGGGUAUAUCCACCAGUACCAAUUAUAGGGAGAGUUUUAAAAGAAGAUGUUACAUUGGUUACUGGAAAUUAUACUGUUCCUGCUGGAACUACGAUUGUUAUUGGCACUAUGGCCAUACACAGAAACACUAGAUAUUACCCGGAUGCUGGAAAAUUCGACCCUGACAAUUUCUUGCCCGAGAGAUGCCAAAAUCGACCUUAUUAUGCAUUCAUUCCUUUCAGCGCAGGUCCACGAAGUUGUGUUGGGCGGAAAUACGCAAUGUUAAAAUUGAAGGUAAUCCUCGCAAGUGUUUUGCGUAAAUACAGAACCAUUUCCUUGUUGAAAGAAGAAGAUUUUAAGUUGCAGGCAGAUAUUAUUCUAAAGAGGGAGGAGGGUUUUAAAAUUAAAAUAGAGGAAAGACGCACAUAAAAUAUUUUAUUUAUUGUUUGUACUAUUAAUGAGUAGCUAUUUGUUAAUUAUUAAUGAUCAAUUAAAAUAAGUCAUCAUAAAUAUGGACAAUUGUUAUUUCUGCUUUUGUAUUAAAAACGAAUAAAGAAAUU